GUUUGCGACUUUUUUAGAUGAGUCUCGCGCUCGUCAGACUCGUCCUGAAAAUGCUGCUACGCUCCUCAUAUCUGGAUUACUUGUGGCUUUAGUCGAUGUGAGCUGGAUGAGAGUAAAAAACCAGGAAGCUUCACUGUUUCCUGGCAGGAGAAGAAGAGCAAAAAGCCAGGGUGUGUCUGCAGAUCCAGAAAGCAAACUUUUUUUAAAUUAUUAUUCCUAUUCUAGUUUGAACUUUUCUUCUUGUGGAGAUCUUUGUCUUUUUUUUUAAAGUGAAAGUGAAGAGAAAGUAGUUUGCAAGCAUGCUGGGGAAUAAUGGAGUAUAUGCAACCAAGAGGAGGAAGAAGCCUGAGCAGAAAAGUGUAAAACCUCCUCCUGUCAAGACCAAUCCGUCCAAACGUCACCGGGACCGUCUGAAUGUAGAGCUGGACCGUCUGACCAGCAUGCUGCCCUUCUCCGACGAGGUCAGAGGUCGCCUGGACAAACUGUCGGUGCUCCGGCUUCAGUGUGGAUACCUGAAGGUUAAGAGUUACUUCCAUGCGGCGCUCCAGAAGAACGUGAGGUCGGCUCCUCUCGUCCCUCCGAACGGCAGCAGAAACGGACAAUCUGUGUCUCUGGAUGGAGUCAGCUUCUCAGAGGGAGAUCUGCUUCUUCAGGCGCUGCAUGGUUUCGUAUUGGUCGUGACGACUGAUGGCACCAUCUUCUACACGUCCUCCACGAUCCAGGACUUCCUGGGCUUCCAACAGUCGGACGUGGUUCAUCAGAGUGUGUACAAUCUCAUUCACAUGGACGACAGAGAGAUGUUCAAAUGUCAGCUCCACUUUGCCUUCAACCCCAGUGAGACCGACUCCAACAUGAGAACUCAAGAUACCCAGUCUGGCAUUAGAGCCCUGAGCAGCUCUGAGAGUUUCUUGCCUCAGUACAUCCCUCCAGAAAACUCCUCCUUCCUGGAAAGAAGUUUCUGCUGCCGCCUUCGCUGCCUGCUGGACAACACCUCUGGAUUCAUGGCUCUAAACUUCAACGGGCGUCUGAAGUACCUCCACCUGCCGGAAAAUACAGGAGCCGGUGGGACGUUGGUUCCUCCACAGCUCGCUCUCUUCGCCAUCGCUACUCCUGUGCAACCUCCUUCGGUCAUGGAGAUCCGAACCAAGACCCUCAUCUUCCAGACUAAACACAGGAUGGACUUUGCUCCCAUGGGCAUCGACACCAGAGGGAAGCUGGUUUUGGGUUAUUCAGAGAUCGAGCUGGUCACAACAGGAUCUGGCUAUCAGUUCCUCCACGCUGCGGACAUGAUGUACUGCGCUGACAAUCACCUCCGAAUGAUGAAGACCGGAGACAGCGGCUUCACAUUUUUCAGGCUGUUGACCAAAACGGGACACUGGUUGUGGGUUCAGGCUUCUGCCAGGGUCGUCUUCAAAGGAGGGAGACCGGACUUCAUCAUCGCUCGCCAGAAAGCCCUAACAAAUGAAGAAGGAGAGGAACAUCUGCGCCAGAGAAGACAGCAGCUCCCCUUCAACCUCACCACCGGCGAAGGAGUCCUCUAUGACUUUUCUCUGGAUGCCUUCUCCAUCCCCGGCCCCGGUUCUCCAGACACCACCGAGUCCUCAACAGAGAAACCUUUGGACCCCACCUCUAUCCUGGGAUCCCUACGACAGCAGGACCAAUCUCUUUACACCAAGCCGCAGACGUCCAGCCCCCCGCUGCCUAUCUUCACCCAAACAGAGGAUGCUGAUUUUGACGAGCAGUCCUUGGAGCAAGCAUUCCUGGACAGUCAUGCUCUGCUCAGUGUGCCGAGUCAGCUCCAAGCUUCACAGAACAGGUCCAACAUGGGAGACCAAGCCAUGAUUGACUCGCUGGAGCAGAUCUUGGGAGAUAUUGGAGACGUUGGAGUGUUAGAUGAUCUUGAAGUGGAGGAGGCAGAGCUGAGGGACUGGGAGAACACGCUCUUCAGGAUGAAUAAAGACAGAGGAGAGGAAUCGAGGGAAUUAAAUCAAAUCCUGGCCAAUGACGUGUUUUCGUAUGUUGAGGAGGCUCUGAGGAGAGAGACAGGGACAGGUGGGAUUCAUGAUACUGACACUCAGAUUCAAAAGCAGCAUCCUGCGUCUUCUGUACUUUCAAAUCAUGAGCAUCAGUGGCAGAAAAUGACAGACAGGAAAUCCAACCAGAGUGGAUUUGCACAGCAGACUCAUUCAGCUGGACUGAAAGGAGUUUCUGAAGUCACAUCUCGAGGGGCGGCGACCACACAGUGUCGUAACGCUCAGCAGGGACUCACCUCUCCAGUGUGGCCUCCAAACAGCAGCAACACUCAGCACUGUGGCGCCCAAAUAACUUCCACACAGUCGUGCCGCUCUGCUCAUUCACAGCCGGAAGUGACAGAUCAACCUUGGCCGCCAUUCACACAAAACUCACGCUUCCAAAGUGUUCAAUAUACACAGAACGGCUCAGGUUCACAGCAGACUCACGUAGCGCCACAGUCUUCUGGUGUGGCCAUGUGGCAACAGCAACAGCAGCUGCCACAAAGCUUUCACCAUCACACACUCACACAUUCCUCACACACACCAGGCGGCGUGAGCUCAGCGGCUCAGACCUUCCAGCAAAUGCAGCGAUUAUCCGGCAGCUGCAUGUAUAAAAAAAGAGACGUUCACAUACCGGACUCUGCUACUGUUCCUCCCCGAUUAAACGGUCCUCUCCUGGGAUCUGCAACCUCCGGAGGUUCUGCACAUGUUGCAGGGACAAACAUGAGCUCUCCCUUCAUCGGAGGCAUCUGGCCCGCCGCUCCUAAUCCAGGCGUGAUACAGUCGUCCGGCCCUGACGCUCACAUGGCCGCCUGUGCAGAUGUGGGCAACAUCAGUUUGGGACAUCUGAGCGGAGACAACUCGAACUAUCCAAACCCGAACCCUGAAAAUGGAUCAUUACAGUCGUCAUUCUUCUGCUGGAGCGGUGAAGCUCAGAUCCCCAAAGUUGGAAUGAAUGGCGUCGUCGACCUGUUCGGCUUCCCCGCCCUUCCUGCCGGGAGCAUCAACCUUUCCCAAAACGCUGGCCCCUAGCUGCACUAACACAUUAUUCUUCUCGAUAUGCCUCCACACACACACACACACACACACGAGUAUAUCCAACAAUUGAGGAUACUCCAUUAUAUGUGUUUUUACUCAUGUAGCGUCUGCUGUGGCUCAACAAGAUUUAUUAACCUUCAUCAUUUCAAACAAAAACAGACUCUUUGCUGCUUUACAGUCUUUUGCUGAUCAGCUGUUUUUGACUCUUCACAUAUUUAUCAAACAAUCCUUUUCCCCCCAAUAAUUAGCUUUUAACACAUUUAUAAAUAUAUAUAUAUAUAUAAGCUGUAAGUAACCAAACAAUGUUGAAGUAUCACAACGGAGGCUGGAACCAACAGGAUUUAAUUACACGUGGACUUUUCAGUAGAGAAACCGUGACUUCAGUUUUUCUUUGUAUCAUAUAAACUGUGAGGAAUAUAUUAAAUAUUCAACUUCUCUUCCUAUAGAGACGGAGCUUCUCACAUCAGUGUAACUCUUCACAAUGUGAAUCUGUGAUGUCCGCUUCUUUAUUAUCCAUUUAUAUCCAGUUUAUAAGCAGUUUAUAUAUCAUUGUGUUCUUUUGAGAGGCAUAUAUACCCCUUUUCCAGUGAG
Messenger RNA from Scomber japonicus (chub mackerel), 3641 nucleotides. RefSeq names its product aryl hydrocarbon receptor-like. Gene Ontology annotation, biological process: regulation of transcription by RNA polymerase II. Gene Ontology annotation, molecular function: nuclear receptor activity; transcription cis-regulatory region binding; protein dimerization activity. NCBI's taxonomy places the organism in Eukaryota, Metazoa, Chordata, Actinopteri, Scombriformes, Scombridae. The record is from RefSeq and is a predicted model, not a curated record. Gene Ontology annotation, cellular component: nucleus; aryl hydrocarbon receptor complex.